AUGCGGGGUUUCCUCCUUUGUCUUCUUGUGGUAAUUGCUGCUUGUGACAAUUUAAAUUACGAGCCUGGCUUGAAUGUUAAGAAAACCUACGAGUACAAAUAUGAGGGAAUGGUCAAUAUUGGGCGUGGCAUACCAAACCUUGCAGAGUCUGGUGUGAGACUCACAUGCAAAGUAAAGAUCGUUGGUGUGUCUGGACAAACAUUUCUUCUUCAGGUUUCCAACUUUAACUUUGAGGAAUUCAAUGGCAUCCCAGGGAAGGAUACAUUCAAUGCCUCUCCAAAGCUAACAAAUCGGAUUGCUGCUGAGCUCAGCAAGCCCUUCAUGUUUGAGUAUGCUAAAGGCAGAGUCGGUGACAUUCAUGCUACUGCUGAAAUAUCUGACACCAUUGUCAAUAUUGUGAGAGGCAUCCUUGGGUUUUUCCAAGUCACAAUCAAGACCACCCAAAGAGUGUAUGAGCUUGAGGAGUUUGGGAUCCAUGGACUGUGCCUGAGUACCUAUGCCAUCGUGGAGGAUAGUCACUCCCAAGACUUGGAAGUCACUCAUGUAGUUGACACUAAUAACUGCAGAGAAAAGGCAGCCAUUUACAGAGGAAUGGCUCUUGCAGUGGUCAACAAACUGUCCAAAGAGAGAGGUAACUCUGUCAUUUCAACUGUGAGAUACGUCUACACAUUGGAACCAACAGUUCACGGAGGCCUGAUCAAGAAAGCUCAUGCCUUAGAGCGCCAGCAUUUUUCUCCAUUCAACGUCAAAGGGGGAAACUCCAAACUGCAAGCCAUGAAAGAGCUUGUACUGGUCAGUGUAACUGACACUGUGGCAAUCUCUCCUGCUGGUCCCAUGGUAAGCCGAGGGAAUCUGGUAUACAAAUUUGUGAACUUUCCAGGGCCCAUUCCAAUUCUGAUGACAAAGUCAGAUGAUUCAGUGCCCAAGAUUGUGAAGAUGAUCAUGCGUUUGGCUGAAGCAAACAUCUACCAGGUGGACAGUUUAACAAGUGAGGAUGUUUUUGUUCUGUUCCAACUUCUACGUGGGACAUCCCUGGAAGACCUUGAGGCCCUCUGGAUACAGCUCUCAGGGAAUGAUGAACACAGACGGUGGUUUUUGGACACGGUUGUUGAAGUUGCAGAUGCAAGAGUCCUCAAAUUCAUAAAAAACAGAUUUAAAGCUGGUGAUGUAUCAGCCAAUGAAGCUGGACAAAGUAUUCUGAUUGCAUUUAAUCAUGUAACAGCAGAGAUCGACGUGAUGGAGCUGGCCAAUGAGUUGCUGUCCAUGCCGUUCAGUAAGUCACACCCAUUGCUGUGGAAUACUGUGGUGCUGUCCUAUGGAUCACUGGUCUACAAAUACUGUUCAUAUGAGUAUAUUCAGCCUUGCCCAGUGGCGGUUGUUCAGCCCCUGUUGGACCUGGUUAAUGAUGGUCUGAAGAGAAACAAUGACUUGGACAUGGUACUAGCCCUGAAAGCCAUUGGGAAUGCAGGCCACCCCUCCAGCAUUAAAACCAUAAUUCGCUUCCUCCCUGGAGUAUCUGCUUCCCCUGUGAACAUCUCAACACGUGUGCUAAGUGCAGCCGUGCAGUCUCUGAGACAUCUGGCCUUCAGAGACCCCCACACUGUCCAGGAUAUCACAGUAAGCUUGUUUGUUCAGAGGGAACUUCCAACAGAGAUCCGUAUGCUGGCCUGUAUUAUUCUGUUUGAAACUAAGCCACCUUUGGCUUUGGUGUCAACACUGACGUCAUUCCUAUUGAAUGAGGCUGACAUGCAUGUGGCUAGCUUCACUUACUCUCUCAUCCAGAGCAUUGCCAAAUCCAGAACUCCAGACAACCACUUACUCUCAACAGCCUGCAAUAUUGCUAUGAAAAUCUUAGCACCAAAAUGUAGUCGUCUCAGUUACUACUACAGCAAAGCUUUGCACCUGGAUUGGUAUAAUGAUGAUUUCUUGAUUGGCACAGCCACUGAGGUCUUCAUGCUAAAAAAUGAUGCAAAUUACAUCCCAACAGAAGUAGUAACCAAAGGCAAAUUACACUUUAUUGGCAGAAUACUACAGCUUGUGGAGCUUGGUUUUCGUGCGGAGGGAAUUAAGGAACUGUUUGGAAAAGGACUUUCAACAGACUUUGAGGCCUUAGUUAAAUUACUGCAAGGUUCACUGAAACUUCCCACGGAUAAGCCCCUUUUGUCUGCAUAUGCGCGGCUCUUUGGUCAAGAGUUAUUCUUUGCGGAUUUGAACAAGGACUUCAUUCAGAGUAUUAUCAAUGCUGUCAGUCCUUCAUCAGAAAAAGACCACCCAGUCUGGAAGAUGAUUGAAAAUCUUCAGAAGGGGACAUCAUGGCACUGGACCAAGGCCUACUUAAUGUUUGAGACCAGCUACAUUCAAGCCACAUCGCUAGGUCUACCACUAGAAAUCAGCAAAUAUUAUCACACAGUGAUUACGAUUACCAUGAAUGCUACAGCCACCAUCAGCCCACCACUGAAUAAUCGCAUGGGACGACUGUUGACCUCUGAUGUUACACUAGUGACUGAUGGAUUUGCUGGUUACGCAAAGGACCAAUUUCUCUUCCAUGGGAUAAACACUGACAUAUUCCAGUGUGGCAUGGAAAUGAAGAGUAAAAAUGUGCUUGCCAUGCCAUGGGAAUUUAGCAUGAAAAUGAACAUCAAACAAAAUACAUUUGAACUUGACCUUCCUCCUUGCAAAAAGAAGAUGGAUCUCUUCUUAGUCAAGUUUGAUGUAUAUGCAGUCUCAAGGAAUAUUGAGGAGCCAUCACUGGCUAAAAUGACCCCAAUGAUGCCUGAAUCUACUGAGGCUGAAGUGGAUCUAGAGCCAGCCAAAAGAAAUGUGACUUCUAGACAAAAGAUUGAAAAAACUGACUUUUACAAUCCACAAGCAAAAGUGUGUGCAGAAGCUAGCAUCUACGGGGCAACUUUCUGUGUUGAGUCUGAGGCAAAGCGAUCACACUACAUUGAGGAAUACCCACUUUACUACCUCUUGGGAUACACCAACUUUGCAUGUAGAAUUCAACCAGCCCAGUCAAACAAACCUGUCGAUGGGAUUCACAUUGAGCUGAACACCGGUCUAACCAAGUACCCAGUUAGUGUUCGCCAACUGCUUGACACCCUGAAGAGGUUUUCCAAGGACGCAACUGAUCGUUUGAGUCCCUCUGGUUUGUCAAGCAGUAGAACAUCUCAUCGAGCAAAUGUUGAACCCAAAGUAGAUUUUACGUUUGAGGCUUUUAAUGCUACCUGUGAACCAGCAUUCACCAUGAAGGCUCUGGCCAUAAGUGGCAACAAUAGGCCAGAGGGUUACGAAGCAGCUGCUUACUACAACCAUGUGACGAAGAUGUACAACAGCCAGCUGUUCGUGUCUCAGGUUGGGGAGAAGGCCAACUGGACGUUAUGCACAAGUGCCAGUUUGGAUAAGACCCAGCUGGGGGAACUAAAGAUACACCUAAGAUGGGGAUCUGAUUGUCAGUCAUAUCAGAUGUCUGUGAAAGCUUCCACUACACACCUGCCUGAGUUUGAACCCACAGUGAAGGCCAAGAUGCACUGGAAUACUGUUCCUGCAUACAUGAAAGAGGUUGGUCAAAGCAUUCAGAAGUACAUUCCAGGGAUUGCUUUCCUUCUUGGGUUUCACCAGAAACCUGACAGAAAUGCCAAACAGGAAGUUUCUGCAACAGUUGUGGCAGCAACAGCGGACAGAAUUACUAUGAAGAUCAAGUUCCCUGAGUUCACAGUCUUUCGUCAGGCGAUCCCUAUUCCAAUCCGAGUGACCGAUUUUGAGGAGCAUCAACAGUACAUGGGAAACACAACAUUGUUGAUGCAUAGAGAACUAUAAGACUUUACUAGUGCAAUAAUGCAGAAGGACAAAAGGAGCAGCGAUCAGGCAGAUGGCAAACAUGAUCAUUUCUAGGGAAAACCUGGAUGAAACAUCCAAGAAAUUGAUAGAUUAUGACAUUUCUAGUUUAUAGCAUUUCUAUAUUUACAGUAUAUUAAUGAGUACAUUAUUUAGGAACGGUUGCUUUCCAGUCAAUUUAUUAUUUUUACUGUGAAUAUGUUAUUGCACUAUGCAGUUAUUGUUAUUAGUUUACUUUAGAUCAUACUAUGCGUAUAUUGUCAUUCAUUUCAUUGGAGUGAACUAUGAUUAAGUUCUGAGUUUUGUGAAAGGCAUUUCUGUUUGUAUUGAUCUUAGUAGCACAUUUGCAUGGGUAUGCCUUCUCCCUUCUACCCAAAGCCUUCCUUUAGAUAAGCGAUCAUGUGACUUACACAAAUUAUUACAAAUAAUUGAUGCAAUGGAAUUGUACUGUGCCUUAGCAAUCUAAUGUUGUGCUUGUGUAAGUGGGAGGGGAAAGCUGAUGGUUAUUUUGGUCCGUCAAACUCUGUUGAAUGUAUUUUUUCCAGCUUAAACAUCUUGCUAAAUUAGCUUUUUAAAUGUCACUUUAGGUUUUGGAUUAAUUUGUAUAAUUUAGGAUUACUGAUCCUCAGUUUACA
Esox lucius (northern pike) is the source of this 4469-nucleotide messenger RNA. RefSeq names its product vitellogenin 3, phosvitinless (gene vtg3). The record is from RefSeq and is a predicted model, not a curated record. The transcript has 28 exons. Lineage: Eukaryota; Metazoa; Chordata; Actinopteri; Esociformes; Esocidae. The coding region runs from base 1 to 3816 and encodes 1271 amino acids. Gene Ontology annotation, biological process: lipid transport. Gene Ontology annotation, molecular function: lipid carrier activity.